UGAAGGGAAAGAGGGUCCGCCAUGUUCCUCCGCGGCACCGCCGCUUGGCUCUGGUAGCCGCCGCCCCCGCCCCCAACCCCGCCCGGCCCGGCAUUCAGCCGAGCCCCGGGCCCAGCAUGGCCGCCCCUGAGCCGGCCCGGGCCGCGCCGCCCCCGCCCCCGCCCCCGCCGCCUCCUCUCGGGGCCGACCGCGUCGUCAAAGCUGUCCCUUUUCCCCCAACUCAUCGGUUGACAUCUGAAGAAGUAUUUGAUAUGGAUGGGAUUCCCAGGGUUGAUGUUCUGAAGAACCACCUGGUUAAAGAAGGUCGGGUAGAUGAAGAAAUUGCACUUAGAAUUAUCAAUGAGGGUGCUGCCAUACUGCGGCGGGAGAAAACCAUGAUAGAAGUAGAAGCUCCGAUUACAGUGUGUGGUGACAUCCAUGGCCAAUUUUUUGAUCUGAUGAAACUUUUUGAAGUAGGAGGAUCACCUGCUAAUACACGAUACCUUUUUCUUGGUGAUUAUGUGGACAGAGGUUAUUUUAGUAUAGAGUGUGUCUUAUAUUUAUGGGUCUUGAAGAUUCUAUACCCAAGCACAUUAUUCCUUCUGAGAGGCAACCAUGAAUGCAGACACCUUACUGAAUAUUUUACCUUUAAGCAGGAAUGUAAAAUUAAGUAUUCCGAAAGAGUCUAUGAAGCUUGUAUGGAAGCUUUUGACAGCUUGCCCCUUGCUGCACUUCUAAACCAACAAUUUCUUUGUGUUCAUGGUGGACUUUCACCGGAAAUACAUACACUGGAUGAUAUUAGGAGAUUAGAUAGAUUUAAAGAGCCACCUGCAUUUGGACCAAUGUGUGACUUGUUAUGGUCUGAUCCUUCUGAAGACUUUGGAAAUGAAAAAUCACAAGAACAUUUUAGUCAUAAUACUGUUCGAGGAUGUUCUUAUUUUUAUAACUAUCCAGCAGUGUGUGAAUUUUUGCAAAACAAUAAUUUGUUAUCGAUUAUUAGAGCUCAUGAAGCUCAAGAUGCAGGCUAUAGAAUGUACAGAAAAAGUCAAACUACAGGGUUCCCUUCAUUAAUAACAAUUUUUUCGGCACCUAAUUACUUAGAUGUCUACAAUAAUAAAGCUGCUGUACUAAAAUAUGAAAAUAAUGUGAUGAAUAUUCGACAGUUUAAUUGUUCUCCACAUCCUUACUGGUUGCCCAAUUUUAUGGAUGUAUUCACAUGGUCUUUACCAUUUGUUGGAGAAAAAGUAACUGAAAUGUUGGUAAAUGUUCUGAGUAUUUGCUCUGAUGAUGAACUAAUGACCGAAGGUGAAGACCAGUUUGAUGAACGGCUCAUAUAUGGCAAUAAAAAAGUAGGUUCAGCUGCAGCGCGGAAAGAAAUCAUAAGAAACAAAAUCCGAGCAAUUGGCAAGAUGGCAAGAGUCUUCUCUGUUCUCAGGGAGGAGAGUGAAAGCGUGCUGACACUCAAGGGCCUGACUCCCACAGGGAUGUUGCCUAGUGGAGUGUUGGCUGGAGGACGGCAGACCUUGCAAAGUGCCACAGUUGAGGCUAUUGAGGCUGAAAAAGCAAUACGAGGAUUCUCUCCACCACAUAGAAUCUGCAGUUUUGAAGAGGCAAAGGGUUUGGAUAGGAUCAAUGAGAGAAUGCCACCCCGGAAAGAUGCUGUACAGCAAGAUGGUUUCAAUUCCCUGAACACCGCACAUGCCACUGAGAACCACGGGACUGGCAACCAUAGUGCCCAGUGACCAGCGGCUUCCCAGGGACUCUCAGGUCUUGGACCCCAAAUGGACAGAUCACCCAAGAAACUGGAGGGGUCGGCCAAGCUGAUGAUAAAUGUCACAAUCUCUCUGAAGAAACCAUUGUGCUUUUUGAGACCCUUGCCCCCUUCCCAGAUGGAGGCUUGAGGACCCUGGGACAUGUGUUGUCUAAUAAGGUUGGGUAAUCACUGCCACAGUGGAGAGCAGUGAGCAAGGGGCUUGGGGCAAUUUCCAGUGGAGGAUAUCUACACCUCCAUUUAUGCUUGUGGUUCACACAUUUACGUUUACAAAUGAGAUUCCUGUUUUGUUUUGUUUUCUCAGUAGAAUUAGGGUUUUUUUCAACCAUGAGUUUAAAUCCAAUCUUUAGAGUUAACGUGGACUAUCCCCCUACCCCAUGAAAUGUCUUUAAAAGGAUGAAUUAGCAUGGUCUUAAAAUAUAUUUCUGAGGUUACUAGCUGUAUUUUGAAUUGUAGGCAAAAUCUGAGAAACCCAGUUGGUGUUUAUACAAAAUGCUGACCUCAGGUCUAUAGUUCUUAAAUGUGGCUAAUUCUGUAACAUAGUCUUGGUAUUUUUCAAUUAUGAAUGCAUAAACUAUUUCUAAGAAGACUCUUACUUGAACACAAAUCCAAAAACCAAUUUCGAAUCUUUUUUGCCCGUAUCUUUUGAGAUUUACGCCCCAGAGAUUUAAGGGAAAAAAAAGCCUAAAUUUUCAAAUUAUGAAGAAUUACAGAAUUACUCAUUUAAGG
Chionomys nivalis (European snow vole) is the source of this 2479-nucleotide messenger RNA. It is a transcript of the gene Ppp3cb, whose product is annotated as protein phosphatase 3 catalytic subunit beta. Gene Ontology annotation, biological process: calcineurin-mediated signaling. Gene Ontology annotation, cellular component: calcineurin complex; cytoplasm. The coding region runs from base 117 to 1721 and encodes 534 amino acids. Gene Ontology annotation, molecular function: calmodulin-dependent protein phosphatase activity; calmodulin binding. The transcript has 15 exons. The record is from RefSeq and is a predicted model, not a curated record. Lineage: Eukaryota; Metazoa; Chordata; Mammalia; Rodentia; Cricetidae.